AUAAACCCCUGGCCACAAGUGUUUUGAGAGUUAGUCUGACUGUGGCAGGAGAGCAGAGAAGAGAGGUCCCAGUCCUAUGUCCUAUGUCCUCGACCUGUACAGAUAUAUUGAGGGCUCCAUGUUGCGACCAAGGGAACACAGUGAUGAAUCGGCCGACAAGAGGCCUUCUGAUGGCUCUGCUUCUCCCUCUCUGGAUAAGAAGAGGCUGAUCAGAAGAGUGAGGAGUCCAUCCAGACCGAGGGCGUGGCUGUCUAAUUCUUACAAACCAAAAUUUGGGGCGCGAGUCCAAAGACGGGAGGACCACUUCUACAAACCUGGCUUUGCAAACCAGAAGUACCAACACUUAAACCACCGGGGUAACUUUCACCGGAGGGGUCAUUUCCAUCCUAAACUUCACCAAGCCUCACAGAGGGAACGGGAGGAGAAGGAGCGGUAUGAGCCGAGAGAAAGCGGUGAAGGCGGUUCACCUUCAAAACAAAACACAAGCAGAUCGUUCUUACCCAGACCCAGCUCCAGCAGGGACAAGGACCCGCAGUUUGUUUAUCCGAGCGAGAGGAGCCAAAGCCGAGAGAGCAAAGAAAGAGAACGCAGCAGAGAGAGGGAGCUCCCUUCAACUGCGAGCCAUACGGCGACACGAGACAGAGCCAUCCAACACAAGAGGAGGGAGAUAGAUGAGGUGUAUUAUCAGGAAUGUGAAAUGUUUGGCCUUGUGGCAAAGAUGCUGAUCGCCAAGGAUCCGACGCUGGAGCAGUCCAUUCAGUCGGCGCUGCAGGAGAACCUCAGGGACAUCGGCAAGCGCUGUGUGGAGGGCAUGGAGAAAUUCAUCGAGGAGUACGACUCCAAGGAGCUUCCUCUCUAAUCAGAGUCACAGACGUCCCAUCAUUGAUCCUAUUGUUGAGAAUCUUCUAUUGUGUGAUUGAACGCUGCUCUUGCAGUUUGUUUUUGUGUUUGCUUGCAGAACUUUAAUAUGUUUGUACAUUGUUGUAUGCUGUCUGGCCUUAUGGUGAGCAGCACUGGUAAACUGUGAUAAUAAUUCGGACCUUUGAUUUUAUGUUUGAUAAUUAUAGUGAAAGAAUACACUGGUUGUAUCACUUAAAGUGUGCUUGUAAAGAAGUCAAAACAUUUAUUUUGACAUGUAAAACUUGCUUUUCAGAAUAGUAAAUUGUAUUUACAUGAUAAUAAACAUGUGGUUUGAAAAUAC
Molecule: messenger RNA, 1201 nt
Organism: Notothenia coriiceps (black rockcod)
Lineage: Eukaryota; Metazoa; Chordata; Actinopteri; Perciformes; Nototheniidae
Product: periphilin-1-like
Exons: 7
Coding region: 77-859 (260 amino acids)
Biological process (GO): negative regulation of DNA-templated transcription; negative regulation of gene expression, epigenetic; protein localization to heterochromatin
Cellular component (GO): nucleoplasm
Source: RefSeq, a predicted model, not a curated record